UACCUAGAGUAGGGUUUAAAGGGACGUGUUCGUGACGCGACUUGCCAAGGCCUAGACACGCCGCACCAAGCACCGGCGAUGCGUGUAAAUGGCUAGCGUACUUUCCAACCCCUCUAACCCCUCCAAUCCUGCACUGCGAUAGAGAGUUCUCGUUCCAAGAUCCACCACCCCCGCCAACGCCGAAUCGCGAGAAAGUUGAAGUCCUCCAACCGCAAACGCUGACUCCCUCCAUCUGCGGUCGCAUCGCCCUACUCAAUCCCAACAUUCCACCUACAGAUUCGGCCCAAUGGAACCAGAUACGACUCAACCGGCCGAAAAUAAUCACGUUCCCGUGUGGUGCGUGGGACAUCAGAUCAAGAAUCCCGACAGGAAUGUCGACGCCAGUCUGGUUGAUGCGGAGGGUAACUCUGGCUAUGACAUGGUCACUGGACGUAUCAGCAACUCCCGGUUUCACAAGCGUGUCCUGAGAACAAUCGAGCAGGCGAGAUCGGAACGCCGCCGGCAUGUCCAUAUCGAAGGGUUAAUGGCUGACGAGGUCAACCUCGCACCCGGAGCUCACAUCUCGGGUGUCAUUGCGCUGGUGUCACCGUGGAUUGAGAUCGAAUCUACGGAUCCCCUAAUUGCUCAUAUUUCCAAGCAAGUGCUGGAUCUCGAACUUGCGUAUGCGGCAUUCUGCGGUCUGGGUCACGUCGUCAUUCCUGGCCCCAAGGUUCGGUCAGACGUUGCAGCAUAUGCUCAGGCAAUAAGCACCGCGUUGUCUCAUUCAGCGUAUAUGCAGCUUCUGGUCCAAUUCUCAGUCGAUGAAUGGGUAGGUGACGAGGACAAUAAAUCGGAGAACGCGCUGUAUGAUCCACUUUCAGCUUGGGAUGCUUGGAACACAAUACGGACGGUCUGUCGGUACAAUACGCAAUUGGCCAUUGCCCUACGAAUACCGUCCAGGCUACCCUCUCCCUCCGUCACACGGCGGUGGUUUGCGGAGCCGCUGCGGAUGUUGAUCGUAUCGUCAUCCACCUUCUGCCCGAAUAACAAAGGAUUCCCCGUCCUAUCCAAGCUCCACCAGGGUUUAUUCACGAAGUACAUGAGGCUUCGGCCGACUCCAUACAUUCUCUUGACCGAAACCAGCGCCCCGCUGGUAGUCAGAAGCACUGGUCUCCCCUCAAGGGUACGGCACGAGCAUGAUGCGUAUCUCAUUUACAUCCGGCAUUUGCAAAAGAAUCAGCCGACGCAGUCUACGGUGGAAAGGUUCGGCGCAGGCUAUCAGGACUUCCUCCAGGCACCUCUGCAGCCUCUGGCCGACAAUCUGGAGAGUAUCACUUACGAAGUGUUCGAAAAAGAUCCUGUCAAGUACGAUCAAUAUGAGAAGGCCAUCGAGCUGGCUUUGGAAGACAGGGAGUUAGGAGAAGAAAUUGUUGUUGCGGUCGUUGGCGCUGGUCGUGGCCCGCUCGUAUCCAGGGUUUUACAGGCUGCGAAGAAUUCCCGGCGGACAAUCAAGAUGGUUGCGGUUGAAAAGAAUCCCAAUGCCUAUGUCCACCUCCAGAGACAAAAUGCCGAGCGAUGGAACAACGUUGUUACGAUUAUCAGGAGCGACAUGAGGUCCUGGAAGCCGGGCUUUACGGUCGAUAUCCUGAUAUCGGAAUUACUAGGAAGCUUUGCGGACAACGAGCUGAGUCCAGAGUGUUUGGACGGUGUUCAAAGGGUUCUGAAUCCCGAUGGAGGUGUGAUGAUUCCACAGUCCUACUCGGCGCAUCUGACACCAAUAAUGGCGCCUAAAAUCUUCGCGGAUAUCUCCACCCGAAAGCACGAUCCCGACGCCUCCGAGACGCCUUAUGUGGUGAUGUUACAGUCGAUAGAGAGUCUGGCAGAGAACGAUCACAUUGAGAGGAUGUGGGACUUCUCGCAUCCAGUACCCUCGAAUGUCUUAGGCGAGGCUGCCUCCAUGUGCGGGGGUUUCGUCGGGUUGGGUGACGGCGGAAAUGACCACAAUUUGCGAAGCUGCAAAGCCUCUUUCAAAGUACCUCGACGAGGAGUGGUUCACGGACUGGCCGGUUACUUCGAGAGUGUUCUGUACGGCAAUGUCGAGCUUAGCACAAGGCCGGAUACCAUUGAUCAGAAGAGCAAAGACAUGAUCAGUUGGUUUCCGAUAUUCUUUCCCUUGAAGACGCCAUUGUACGUUCCUGAUCAGGCCGAGAUAGACGUCUCCAUGUGGAGGCAGUCAAGCGAGCGUAAAGUCUGGUACGAGUGGAUUGUCGAGGUGUUUGUGACGAAUGGCGCCCAGAGAUACAGACUUGGUAGCUCUGACCUCCACUCCUCAAAAAAGAAUGGCUGUUUGAUGUAAUGGGCGAAUAUUCUGUAGCUGUUGGCAGUUGGAUACACUUGUGAUUGGAUUUUUCUUAGCAUGCGAGAGAUAUCAGAUACCGAUUUUGGCUUACUGAGUACUCGUUCCUUCAAAAUGACAUGAUAGAAUAUCUUGGAUUGAUUGCAUGUACAUAAUAAGAGCGUGAUUGGGUUGAUAAUGUUCCCACGAG
Tricharina praecox is the source of this 2525-nucleotide messenger RNA. RefSeq names its product PRMT5 arginine-N-methyltransferase-domain-containing protein. Gene Ontology annotation, biological process: peptidyl-arginine N-methylation; regulation of DNA-templated transcription. Bases 287 to 2335 code for a protein of 682 amino acids. The transcript has 6 exons. Gene Ontology annotation, cellular component: cytosol; nucleus. The record is from RefSeq and is a predicted model, not a curated record. NCBI's taxonomy places the organism in Eukaryota, Fungi, Ascomycota, Pezizomycetes, Pezizales, Pyronemataceae.